CACUGCCGCCGGCUUCACGCUGCUCAGCCUGAGCUGCACACAGCUAGCACACAGCUAGCACACUGCUGAAGAGGAACCCACCUGAACCUAAAGGCAUCAUCAUUCCAGUCAGCACACCAUGGCUGGCUUCAGACAAGAGGAUGUGGAGUUGUUUUAUGAAAUGGAAGAGGAGCUGGGCAGCGGACAGUUUGCCAUCGUUCGUAAAUGUAAAGAGAAGAGCACAAGUAUCGAGUACGCAGCCAAGUUCAUCAAGAAGCGCCGGCUGUCGUCCAGCCGGCGGGGGGUGAGCCGGGAGGAGAUCGAGCGUGAAGUCAACAUCCUGCGGGAGAUCCAGCACAGCAACAUCAUCACCCUGCACGACAUCUUUGAGAACAAGACUGACGUGAUCCUGAUCCUGGAGCUGGUGUCCGGAGGAGAGCUGUUUGACUUCCUGGCUGAGAAGGAAUCUCUGACGGAGGAGGAGGCCACCCAGUUCCUAAAGCAGAUCCUGGAUGGCGUUCAGUAUCUACACUCCAAACGCAUCGCUCACUUCGACCUCAAGCCGGAGAAUAUCAUGCUGCUGGACAAGAACGUCCCUAACCCCAGGAUCAAGCUGAUUGAUUUUGGGAUUGCGCAUCAGAUUAAAGCAGGAAACGAGUUCAAGAACAUUUUCGGAACACCAGAGUUUGUCGCUCCAGAAAUAGUCAACUAUGAGCCUCUUGGACUGGAGGCGGACAUGUGGAGCAUCGGAGUAAUCACAUACAUCCUACUGAGUGGUGCUUCACCGUUUCUGGGCGAGACCAAGCAGGAGACCCUGACAAACAUCUCAGGUGUCAACUACGACUUUGAUGAAGAGUAUUUCAGUAACACCAGUGAGCUGGCAAAGGACUUCAUACGACGUCUGCUGGUCAAGGAUCCUAAGAAGAGAAUGACAAUUGAUGACAGCCUUGAACACCCCUGGAUUAAGGUGAUUAAGAGGCGAAAUGUCCGCCAGGAGGAGAGAGACCACAAGACCGAGCGCCGCCGCCUGAAGACCACUCGUCUGAAGGAGUACACCAUCAAGUCCCACUCCAGCAUGCCCCCUAACAACACCUACGUCAACUUUGAGCGCUUCUCCCAGGUCCUCGAGGAGAUCGCGGUGGCGGAGGAAGGCCUGAGGGACCUGGAGCGCAACCAGCGCUCGUGCCGGGAGGACGUGGCGGCGCUGUUGUCCAUCUAUGAGGAGAAGGAGGGCUGGUACAAGGAGGAGAACCAGAGCAUCUCCAGCGACCUGAGCCAAAUCCGCCAAGAGCUGCAGCGCACCCAAGCCCAGCGCAAGAAGAGCCAGGAGGAGACCCGGCUCACCAUGCAGGCCGCCAACAUCCUCAAGCGCAAGUACGGGCGCCUGGAAAACCGCUACGAGGCCCUGGCCGAGCAGGUGGCCUCUGAGGUCCGCUGGGUGGAGGAGCUGGUCAAGUCCAUAUCGGCAGAGAAGAACGUCCUCGGCAGCAGCAUGCCCUGAGUCGGAUCUGACCUCCAACAAUGACACUUUGAUUCUCAAGUAUCCUCCGGCCGUCUGCACGCGUCCCACACAGUCCGGUUUGAGCGGGUCAGCUGUCAUCAUAAGCUAUUCUGCUGCUGCCCAUUGGGAAAGAUGUUCCACCAUUUUUAUAUUUCACGCUUCAGAGAACCAGCAAGACGCAGAGAGGCAAUAUGUUGAAACCAUUCCCCAUGAAAAGAAUCAUUCCUCUGUUUUAUAAGUUUAUUUAUAAUUUUUUUUGAUUUUACGUACUGUUAUGUUACUAUUAAUCCAAAGUUUGCAACUAUAUUGCCUUUUUUGUUUUGCAAUUUUUCUUAGCCUGGUUCCUUUAAAAAAAAAAAAAAAAA
Molecule: messenger RNA, 1845 nt
Organism: Anoplopoma fimbria (sablefish)
Lineage: Eukaryota; Metazoa; Chordata; Actinopteri; Perciformes; Anoplopomatidae
Gene: dapk3
Product: death-associated protein kinase 3
Exons: 9
Coding region: 119-1480 (453 amino acids)
Biological process (GO): protein phosphorylation; positive regulation of apoptotic process; intracellular signal transduction
Cellular component (GO): nucleus; cytoplasm
Molecular function (GO): protein serine/threonine kinase activity; ATP binding
Source: RefSeq, a predicted model, not a curated record